Rhipicephalus sanguineus (brown dog tick) is the source of this 2943-nucleotide messenger RNA. RefSeq names its product histone lysine demethylase PHF8-like. The record is from RefSeq and is a predicted model, not a curated record. Gene Ontology annotation, biological process: protein demethylation; regulation of transcription by RNA polymerase II. Gene Ontology annotation, molecular function: histone demethylase activity; transcription coregulator activity. NCBI's taxonomy places the organism in Eukaryota, Metazoa, Arthropoda, Arachnida, Ixodida, Ixodidae.
UGUGUGAUCCGAUUUCGCUUAAUGUUACGUAAAUGGCGGUUUCCAACCAUGUGUGUUGUUUUGGGUUGCCGUUGGACCUAAAAUGGCGUCCGUAGAUGUGUAUUGUGUUUGUGGCCAGCCGUACGACCCGAAUUUAUUUAUGAUACAGUGCGAUGUUUGCAAGGACUGGUUUCACGGAAAUUGCAUAGAUGUCAAGGAGCACGACGCAUGCGACAUCAUCAAGUACCACUGCCCUCAGUGCCAGUUGACCUUCGGACCGUCAAUCUGGAAGCAAAGAACUAACUGGCAUCGGCACGACUACUCAGACCCCGAUGCUAGCGACAAGCCUGUACAGACAGGUACCUAUGUGUUCAUAAAAGAACUGAAGUCGAGGCAUUUUGAGAGUGCGGAGAGCAUAGUGACUCGGCUGAAUGGCGACCAGUUCAACCUGCAAUACCUGCUGCACAGUGGGUUUACCAACCCAGUCUUGGUCACCAAGAAGGAUGGCCUUGGGCUUGUUAUGCCACCAGAGGACCUCACUGUCAGUGAUGUCAUGGAUUUCAUCGGGCCAGAUUUCAUGCUGGACGUCAUCGACGUCCGGAAGCAGGAGGAUCUCAAGAUGACCAUGUCGGAGUGGGUCGACUACUUCAACAGCUACGAUCGCUCCAAGGUGUUCAAUGUCAUCAGCCUUGAGUUCUCGGACACAAGGCUGUCUGACUUUGUGAAGCCGCCGUCGUUGGUCCAACGCAUCAGUUGGGUGGAGAACUGCUGGCCAUCACACGUGCCCAACAUCGGUGUGUACCAGCGUCCUGCCGUCAUGAAGUACUGUCUCAUGAGCACCGAGAACAGCUUCACCGACUUUCACAUCGACUUUGGCGGCUCCUCUGUGUGGUAUCACGUUCUCCGAGGGGAGAAGCUAUUCUACCUGAUACGGCCAACACAAACCAACCUUAGUCUCUACGAGCACUGGAUGGCCUCAGCCAACCAGAGCGAGACCUUCUUUGGGGACCAGGCAGACGCCUGCUAUCGGCUCACACUCACUGCCGGGCAGACGCUGUUCAUUCCGACAGGGUGGAUACAUGCGGUCUACACCUCGGUCGACUCCAUGGUCUUUGGAGGAAACUUUCUGCACAGCUUCAACAUCGGCCUCCAGCUACAAGUGUAUGAGUUAGAGAAGAGAAUUGACGCCCCGAACAAGUACAAGUUCCCCUCGUUCGAGACGACCCACUGGUUCGCUGCAUCAUACGUCAUCGAACAGCUGAGAAGUGCAACAGCGUCUGAGUUCAAGCCUCCCAGCUUUCUGAUUGUUGGAGCAAAGGCCUUGAUGACCGCACUCAAGAACUGGACUCAAGAGCCCAACUGCAAAUUGGACGUAAUUCCAAGUGGAAUCAAUGUACCCAAGCUUCUGAAAGAUAUGGCCAAGGAAGUCAGAGCAGCAGAGAAGAAGAUGAGCGGCAAGGUCAAGGCUGAGAAAGAGACCAAGAAGGGCAAGCAGGGAGCCGCGAAGGGAGCCAAGGCGGCUGCUGCCGCCGCCGUUGCCGGUGUGCAGGAAAACAUGACGCCUGUGCGGGGCAGCGGUGGGCCCGCUCAGCAGGGCAUCAAUAUCAAGGUGAAGCUGCCCGUCAAGGCCAAAGGCAAGGCAAAGGGCAAGGGCACCGGCGGCCUCAAGGCCAGGGCAACGACAGCCACGAAGAAGGCACAAAGUGUGAAACAGGAAAAACCGGCCCCGGCGCCGCCACCCGUGACGCCGCUGCACAAGGAGUCAGUGUACGACUUCAACGACUCGGACGACGACGGCCUGGUGGUGGACGAGAAUCCGCCGCCACAACCACGUCGCUCAUAUCAGCGGGCAGUGGCUGUUCCCGCCACGCCUGCCCUGCCACCCAUCUCCACGUUCAGCAACAACGCCUCCAUGGGCAACUUCGCGGCGGCGGCGGCGGCAGCCGCGGCCGGCACCACGUCUUCCCCCGUCAUGGAGUCCCCGGACAGCAAGCAAGGUUCUCUCAAGCUUCGGCUUUCAUUCAACGGCAAGUCCAAGGUUGAGAAGAAGCCCGUGGUGAACAACAAGGCUGGCGGUGCAGCCGUGGUUGCCAAGUCUGCCAGCGGGGAGGACACUGCCGACGUGCCGAAGAACGGAACCAUCGACGACCUUCUGCUGGCGUCCAGCAUUGCCCUGGACACGGACAGCACGCGAGUCAGCCUUGAAGAAGAGUUGGGGGGUGGUCGAGCAUCGCCGUCGACAAGAGACGCUAUCCAGGGCAUGCUGUCCAUGUCAAAGAGCGCGUUCACGUUCGGGCCUUGCGACGGGGGCGGACCCAUGGGCCCCACCGCGCAGGAGCUUCUCGAGGGAGGUCCGUUAAGCACGGGUCUGGCGCUGGGGUUGACCGGGGCGCGUGGAAGGAUCGGUCCGACGCCCACACACAAGCGGCCCACGCCCUUCAGCUCUGCCGCCUCCCGGAUGCGGUCCGGCGAGGAAGAAGAUCUCGAAGAAUCUCUGCUCAAGGAGUGCCACGCGGACGACGACUAUGUGUACCCUGGACUGGAAGCGUCGGAUGACGAGCUUCGUGUGUUCAAACCUCGAGGGCGAUCCAAGCGAGACGAGGCCUGGAAUCCUAAAGCCAAACUUGCUCCAAACUGCCCCAAACCCCCACGUCCCACGAGAGAGGGAACGCAAAAGAAGUCUGUCAAGCGCACCAUCGAGGACACAGCGUCCAAGCUUGCCAAUAAGCCUCCUCCCAAGCGAUCCUACCAUCGCAAAAAGUCGCAAGCGCCGUCCAAGGUCAAGGAAAAGGACAUCGAGGAGUUUGAACCGGGACCGUCCACAUCCUCGGCGGCCAGCAAAAAGCCCUCCCUGCCUCCAGAUGCUUUUAGGCUGAAAAAGCCGAAAAAAGGUUUCGCCACUGCAAAGCAGCGCCUGGGCAAGAUUCUCAAGAUCCACAAGAUGAUCUACUGAGAAGGAGACAA